GUCCUUUCCUUACUUGGGCUCCGGCGGGCAGGAAUUUGCAGGCGAAAGCAAAGCCUCCCUCCCUGGGCUGGAGUGGACAAAGGAGGCGCGCGCCCUGUUGCCCCGGCAACCGCGGCCCGGGAGGAGCUGCUUGGAUGUUGCCUUGCAGCUUGAUCACUUGCAGGAGAGUAAAAACACCUUUGCACAACAGCAGCAGUCGGGAAUGUCAACAAGCUUGGACCAACAGUAUUCCCAAGCCUGUGAAGAACAGAAACAGCCUGAAAAUCCAUAUAUAGCUCACAUUCUCCGAGAAGUGAAGCAGGAUGAAGAAAUGUUUGGCAAAAUCCAAUCUAAUCCUUUCUGUAUUCAUUGUUAUUUUUCAGGACUGGACCUGAGGUAUAACCUGUUAACAGAUGCUGGUGCAGUACACAUUGCAGCUUUCCUUCAGGAUAAUCACACCUUACUUUACCUCAAUCUGAUGUUUAAUGACAUUGGUACCAUUGGAGCAGAAUUCAUAGCAAAAGCUCUGCAUAGGAAUGAAACCCUGCUUCAUCUCAGGAUGACAGGCAACAAGAUCAACAACAAGGGAGGAAUGUAUUUUGCAGCAAUGAUGCAGGUUAACAGCACACUACAGAAGCUAGAUUUUGCAGACUGUGAUCUGCACACACAGAGUCUCAUAGCUUUAGCAACAGUUCUGAAUCAGCAUGAAUCCAUCAGAGCCAUAAACCUAAACCGGCCAAUACUUUACAGCGAAGAGGAAGAGACCACAGUCCACAUAGCUCUCAUGCUGAAAGUCAACAGCGUCCUUGUGGAACUGCAUUUGUGCAAGCAUGAAAUGAAGAAUUUUGGCGUGGAACGCCUGUGUGAUGCAUUAUAUGAGAAUACCACUCUUCGAUAUCUUGAUCUUAGCUGUAACAAAAUUACUCGAGACGGUGUCCAAUUUCUGGGACGGUUGUUGAAGAUUAACAGCACCUUGGAAAUCCUGGAUCUUAAUUUUAACAGGAUAGAAGAUGAUGGCGCUUUCUACCUGAGUGAGGCACUGACUUCUUAUAACCGGACCCUUCAGGCGUUAGCAGUGACACACAACAAUAUCUCUGGAGAAGGAUUGGUUGCCCUAUCGGAAUCAAUGAAAAUAAACUCAGUCCUUUCCUACAUCUAUAUAUGGGGAAACAAAUUUGAUGACGACACCUGUGUGGCAUUCGCAGACUUAAUUAAAAGUGGCCGCUUGGCGCCAACCGGCACAGAUGUGGAGGCAUAUGAAGUGGAUGGGACAACAUACCUUGCAGAAGUCUCCCAUGGCCUGAAACAGUAUUACUAUUGGACCCCAAGUUAUGGAGACCCUGAAAGCAAAGAUGCCAAUGCUUCUCUGGCAAUAGCUCCAGUUACUGAAAACUUGUGA
Anolis sagrei ordinatus is the source of this 1378-nucleotide messenger RNA. The record is from RefSeq and is a predicted model, not a curated record. Lineage: Eukaryota; Metazoa; Chordata; Lepidosauria; Squamata; Anolidae.